Megalobrama amblycephala (Wuchang bream) is the source of this 2325-nucleotide messenger RNA. It is a transcript of the gene susd5, whose product is annotated as sushi domain containing 5. NCBI's taxonomy places the organism in Eukaryota, Metazoa, Chordata, Actinopteri, Cypriniformes, Xenocyprididae. The record is from RefSeq and is a predicted model, not a curated record. The transcript has 5 exons. Gene Ontology annotation, biological process: Notch signaling pathway; cell adhesion. Bases 53 to 2080 code for a protein of 675 amino acids. Gene Ontology annotation, molecular function: hyaluronic acid binding.
UUUGGAAAAGUUUUACCUCCGUUUUCCAGCAACUCCAGUUCAGCUUUUCAGAAUGAGGCGAGCCUGUCACCGCGAGCUCGCGCUCCUGCCGCUGCUGGGAUACCUGGCUUGCCUGACGCGCGCGGAAGUCUCUCCAUUAGGACGUGUAUUCUUACUGGAUUUGGAGAGUUUUUCAAAAGCUGGACAGGAGGAAGGGUUCGAGGCAGCGACACAUGCCUGCAUCGCUCAAGGGGCCCAGGUGGCAUCUGGGGCCGACCUGCAUCACGCAGUGUUGGAAUGUGCCUUCUCAGCCUGCUCGCGUGGUUGGCUCUCCGGACCGAGCGUGGGGACCACAGUGUGCAGCGACGUCCCGGGGAGUUUGAGGCCAGUUGACGUUCAGCUGGAGAAUUUAACUGCGAACGCUGAGAGUCUGGGCGUGUUCUGUGUGAAAGAUAGUGAUGCUCCAUGUGGGCAGCCUCCUUCAUUUCCACACUCACAUCUGCAGGGGAAAACUGGGCUGGAUCUGGGGGAUGAACUCCUGUACGCCUGUGACCCAGGAUACAAACUGCCCAAUGGAGAAACGGCCUUCAGCCUGCUUUGCGACAGCUGUGGAGAAUGGUACGGCCUGGUGCAGCACUGCGUCAAAGAUGAUCCUGAAGGCCACAUCGACUAUGAAGAUAAGUUAACAGAAGGCCAUCUGAGGGAGGAGCAUCAUAUUUCCUUGAUUCCAGGAGGAACGCAGUCAACUGAUCAUGAAGUAGAAGAAUUUACUCCUGAGCCUGAGCCUGAGCCUGAUCGGACAGUCGUGUCAGAGGAGGAGGAGGAGGAGGAGGAGGAGAAUGAUGAAGAUUCAAAAGUAUCAGUCACUGAACCUCCAGUGUCAGUGCUCAGUCAGAAGCACAUGUUCUGGUUCCCUUCAGAGGCUUUCCAGGAUGAGAAGAAGCAUCCGGGUAUCACUACGGAUACCUCCUCUAUUAAAAGCUCCAGUGAAGAUGAGAAUCACAUGAAGGUCAAAACAACCGACAGCCAGUCUGAUCCCGACACGAUCACAGAGGAACAUGACCAUCCGACUGAUCCUCCCACUGAUGAACCUGCCAGCCCCAGUGCCGGUGGCACGGAUGAAUCCUGGCUAGAUGGAUAUCCUGUUACUCAUGAUGAAGAUAAAGCUGGAGGUGAGUCCACAGGGGAGGUGGGACCAGAACAGGGGGUGGAGACAGAGAGCGUGACUGGACACUCAGAAGUGGAGGUGUUUGAGGAUGUAAACCAAAACCCUGUGGAAGAAGAGACCGGAGGUUUGAGUUACAGUCCUGAGGAGGAAGAAGAUGGAGAAAUGAAAAAUCCUGAGGACAAGAUCCACAGAAAAGGAGACGAGGAGGAGCUUGGCAAAGGGACAAGCAUACUUGAAAAGGAAGAGUCUGUUGUAUCACAUUAUGAGGAAACGACUGAAGGACUUGCAGAAGAUGAAAUGGAGAAAGAGACGCACACUCCAGAGGAAACUCUGGACUCUGAUGGAUCCGAAACAUUGGGGUUUGAUGGUGUUACUGACAGUCCAAAUGGUGUGGAGAUGAAAACCACCACCUUCAUUACUCAGACUACACCCAGUCCAGAUGAUAUUGCUCUCCACAAGGCGUACACACCAGCUUCCGCUCCUGAAAAUGUGAGCACCAGUCAAGAAGGUCUAGGCCCCGAGAACACGUCCACCCCUUCGGGGAUGGUAAGCCUGGAUGAUGAAAUCACCAGCAUGCCCACUCCCGUCAUUAAGGAUCCAUGGGAAACCAUUGAUAAUGGCCACUUACUGGAGCACAUCCCUGGUCACAUCCCGACUGAAAUCCCUGAAAAUCGGAGCGUGAUGGAACGAGGUGGAGAUCCCAGCCUGGACCAGCAGGAGCGGGCUGGGGAGGGUUCUUGUGUGGAAGACCCCUGUCACGGUUCAGGCCGCGGGCCGAUGAUCGCGGCCAUUAUCAUUGGCGUGGUAGCGGCAGUGGUGGGCGUGGUCUUAGGGGUGUGGUGUUAUAAAAAGAGGCAACUAAAGAGCUCGCACUAUCAGCUCAAUGGAACUAACAGGCAAACGCAGUGCAUUGAAUUACAACAGACUGUGUGAGAGUCGUGCAGAUCCUCACAGCUUACACAAGCAUCCAUACAAAGCCAUUCAUGUGUGAACAUUACAGUCUGCGUCCACCAGGGCUGAGCAAAAUCUAGAAUUGAAUUAUUGGCUCUCUUUUGAUUCAGAAAUGUGAAUUUGAAAUCAAUCAAUCUAUCUAUCUAUCUGUCUAUUGUUCGUUCACUAUCUAUCUAUCUAUCUAUCUAUCUAUCUAUCUAUCUAUCUAUCUAUCUAUCUAUCUAUCU